GGGCCCAGAGCAGGCGUUUAAAGAUGGCGGCGGCGGCGGCGCCGAGAGGGGCACGGUGGUCGUGAGGCGGCCGCGCUCGGCCUCGCUCGCAGCCCCGGCGCAGGAGCGGCGGCACCACCGGGGAUGGCUCAGGUUGAAAGAAGAAAAGGAGACCUGCUUGUCCAAUGAAGAUGCAGUCUUAGUCUUCAGCUAUUUAAGCUGAAUGCAUUGUGAUUUCCAAUAAUUGAGACAGUGAUUCUGAAAGCUGUCUACAUUAAUGAAAAGAACAAUGUAGUCAGCUUAACUGAAUCAUCAGUGUUGCAUAUUGAAUAGAACACGAUAAACCAAUCCCGAUGGACUCGUGCAUGUUAGGAGUAUAGAUAUAAACAUUUAUUAAAGCGUUGGUUUGUUUUUUUAAAGACAGUAGUUUUAAAAAUGGAGAACUAUGAAGGUGUACCACCCCUCCCCAACGAACCCGCGAGAGAAAUGAAUGUGGAGAACCAGAGUUGUCCCCCACCUCUGCCGCCCAACGAACAGCCUCCACCACCUCCCCUGCAAACGUCCAGUGACGCAGAGGUAAUGGACGUUGGCUCUGGUGGUGAUGGACAGUCAGAUAGCCCUGCUGGGGACACGCCUGGGCUCUGCAGGACUCAGCUGCUCACCAAGGGAUCUGCCUGCUACAAGAGCCGCCUCAUCGUGGACCCCGCCGGCGGCGACCAAAGCCCCAGGACCGCCCGUCACGCCCCGUCGCUCCGCAAGUUCACCCCAGAUCUUAAGCUGCUGAAGGAUGUGAAGAUUAGUGUUAGCUUUACAGAGAGCUGCAAGAGCAAAGACAGGAAAGUUCUGUACACUGGAGUUGAGCAGGAUUAUAAGGCAGACGCAGAGUUUGGUGUUAAUAAUGUCAAUGGGGAUUUGCAUGUUUGUCCUUUCGGUGGUAGUAAUGGUAAGGCUGUAGGAAUAGGGGGAGACAGUGAGGACAAGAAGGAUGAUGAAAAUGAUAUUGAUCAGGAAAAGAGAGUGGAAUAUGCAGUUCUGGAUGAGCUAGAAGACUUUACCGACAAUUUGAUGGAAAUAGAUGAAGAAGGAGGAGGGUUCACAUCUAAAGCAAUCGUUCAAAGAGAUAAAGUGGAUGAAGAAACUUUGAAUUUCUCAUAUGAGGAUGACUUUGAUAAUGAUGUGGAUGCUCUGCUGGAAGAGGGUCUCCGAGCACCCAAAACAAGGAGACUAGAUAAUGAGAAAUAUGGUGGUGAGAGCGAUCACCAGUCUGAUGGAGAAACGAGUGUGCAGCCAAUGAUGACCAAAAUUAAAACUGUCCUGAAGAGUCGUGGCCGCCCUCCUACAGAGCCUUUGCCAGAUGGAUGGAUCAUGACAUUCCAUAACUCGGGCAUUCCUGUAUAUCUGCACAGAGAAUCCAGAGUUGUUACCUGGUCUAGACCUUAUUUCUUGGGAACAGGAAGCAUAAGGAAACAUGAUCCUCCCCUUAGUAGCAUUCCUUGCUUUCAUUACAAAAAAAUGAAGGAAAAUGAGGAAAGGGAACAAAACAAUGACAUAACCCCAAAUGGGGAGGUAUCACCUGUAAAGCAUCUAGAGAAAUCCUCAGAACUGGACUGCCAAACGGAAGAACCAGAUUCCACUGCUGCUGAUUCUGGGCCUUUAGAUGACAAAGACCCCUCUGGGGGAGAUGCAGCACAAGGAGCCUUGGGACAAGUUAAGGCCAAAGUUGAAGUAUGUAAAGAUGAAUCUGUAGAUCUGGAAGAUUUCCGGCGCUACCUGGAGAAGCGCUUUGACUUUGAGCAGGUGACGGUGAAGAAGUUCCGGACGUGGGCGGAGCGGCGCCAGUUCAACCGUGAGAUGAAGCGCAAGCAGGCCGAGGCCGAGCGGCCCAUCCUGCCUGCCAACCAGAAACUCAUCACCCUCUCCGUGCAGGAUGCACCUAUCAAGAAAGAAUUUGUCAUUAAUCCCAAUGGGAAGUCUGAAGUUUGCAUACUGCAUGAAUAUAUGCAACGAGUCCUGAAGGUUCGCCCUGUUUACAAUUUCUUUGAAUGUGAGAACCCAAGUGAACCUUUUGGAGCCUCAGUUAUUAUUGAUGGAGUAACUUAUGGGGCAGGAACUGCCAGCAGCAAAAAACUUGCCAAGAAUAAAGCUGCUCGAGCUACACUGGAAAUCCUUAUUCCCGACUUUGUUAAACAGACCUCUGAGGAGAAGCCCAAAGACAGUCAAGAACUUGAGUAUUUUAACCAUAUCAGUAUUGAGGACUCACGGGUAUAUGAACUCACCAGUAAAGCUGGACUCUUGUCUCCAUAUCAGAUUCUCCAUGAGUGCCUUAAAAGAAACCACGGAAUGGGAGAUACAUCCAUCAAGUUUGAAGUGAUUCCUGGGAAAAAUCAGAAGAGUGAAUACGUGAUGACGUGUGGGAAGCACACGGUGCGAGGCUGGUGCAAAAAUAAGAGAGUGGGGAAGCAAUUGGCUUCCCAGAAAAUCCUGCAGCUCCUGCACCCCCACGUGAAGAACUGGGGCUCUCUCUUGCGGAUGUACGGGAGGGAGAACAGCAAGCUGGUUAAACAGGAAACCUCUGAUAGAAGUGUGAUAGAGCUUCAGCAGUAUGCCAAAAAGAACAAGCCAAAUCUGCACAUCCUGAACAAGUUACAGGAAGAAAUGAAAAAACUGGCACAGGAAAGAGAGGAAACACGAAAGAAACCCAAGAUGACAAUAGUGGAGUCGGCUCAGCCUGGGAGUGAACCUCUCUGCACUGUUGAUGUGUGAGGAGAAAAUGCAAGUGGGGAGCAAUAACACAAACGGAGGAACUAGAUUCUCAACAAUUAUUUAAAAAUUGUUUGCUGCAGAAUGCAAGAUAACUUUUAAAAUCCAAGCUGCUUCAGUUAUGCAUUGUUCUUUUUGCAUCAUCAGGGCAAUAUUACUUUUUCCUAGUUUCUUUUUCUUUGGUUAGGUAUUUUUCCUUUUUUAAUACCUCUGAGAUAUGUACGUUUAAAGGAUCGAUCAUAAGGUCUCUUACUUGGCAAAUGCACAGAGCACAGGCAUGUUCACACAGGAUAAAAUCAAUCAAGCACUUUUUCCUGGAAAGCCAUCCAUGUUGUUUGAAAUGGAUGUAUUUUAAGUAUGAAAUUCAGAAUAUCUAUGUACAGGUUGAAGCCGAUAUUAUAUAUAUACACAUUCAUAUAUAUGUAUAUAUAAAAGAAAUAUAUGUACAUCUUCUUGUAUGAACAUGCCUAAAACUAUUUUUGUGAAAAGUUUUGUUGCAUUUCAGCACAUAAUAAUAUGCACUGAUAAGACACUUUGGUGACAAAUACAGGAAAGUGAUGAGCAAUGUUCCUAAUGCCAUAGGAUUAGGCCAGUAAUGCUGUUUUUGUUUUGCUUUUUGUCUCCUGCCAGGCUUAGUUAUUUGAGAGCACAGGAUACAGAUUUUUUUACUACUUGAAAAGAACAAGUACACCUGGUAGUGUUAAGAGUAACAGGUUGGAUAUCCAAAAUUACUGGACUUUAUUUGAAAUAAAAAGAGCCUGUGUUAGUUUACAGAUCACUUGAACGGGGAAAAUAUGGCCCUAGUUGUAUGAUUAAAAUAAAAACUGUAGUUUGAAAGGCUGUUUUCAAAGCUUGGAGCCAAAAUGCAGCUGAUGAUGGUUGAUAGUCUAAAUAUACUUUGCCAAUGAUGUGUUUAAAGACUUUCCACUCCCUUCUCCCAGCAAUAAAACAAUUUCUUAUUUGUUUGGUGUCAGAUUACAUCUGACUUGAUCAAUUAAGUCUUAAUUAAUUUGCACCAUAAAAGCAAAGAAUUUAAAAAAGAAUCAACACAACCCUAAAAUCUGAAAUAACUGCAGCAAUUUAGGUUUUUUUUAAGAAGCCUUUGUUUUUACUUUUUUUAAUUACAUUUUUAGUUUUUAAAGACAAUGUGUAACUUCUGCAAACUAGAAUGUAGAUUUGGGUUAUGACAUAGAGUAAUGAGUAGAAUGAGACCAUAACUGGCUAUGCUCCUAACUAAGGAAGUCACAAAUAUGCAAAGUGUUCUCAGCUGCAGCACAGGCAGUGUGGGCAGGAGGGGUUGGCAGCACAGCACAGGAGGGGCGUGGGGUUUGUUCUUCACUGGGUUCUGUGGCACUGCAGUGGCUGCUCUGGGAACCAUCCCUGGGUUCUGUGGCACUGCAGUGGCUGCUCUGGGAACCAUCCCUGGGUUCUCUGGCACUGCAGUGUCUGCCCUGGGAACCAUCCCUGGCUUCUCUGGCACUGCAGUGUCUGCCCUGGGAACCAUCCCUGUCUUCUCUGGCACUGCAGUGUCUGCCCUGGGAACCAUCCCUGGCUUCUCUGGCACUGCAGUGUCUGCCCUGGGAACCAUCCCUGGGUUCUGUGGCACUGCAGUGUCUGCUCUGGGAACCAUCCCUGGGUUCUGUGGCACUGCAGUGGCUGCCCUGGGAACCAUCCCUGGGUUCUGUGGCACUGCAGUGUCUGCUCUGGGAACCAUCCCUGGGUUCUGUGGCACUGCAGUGGCUGCUCUGGGAACCAUCCCUGGGUUCUCUGGCACUGCAGUGGCUGCCCUGGGAACCAUCCCUGGCUUCUCUGGCACUGCAGUGUCUGCUCUGGGAACCAUCCCUGGGUUCUCUGGCACUGCAGUGGCUGCCCUGGGAACCAUCCCUGGCUUCUCUGGCACUGCAGUGGCUGCUCUGGGAACCAUCCCUGGCUUCUCUGGCACUGCAGUGUCUGCCCUGGGAGCUGCUCUGUGUUGGUUCUGCGAGGGGAGAGUGAGAGCUGAGCUGGUGCUGCAGUGAGUCCUGGAGGAGCUGCUCUGCUCUGUCCUACCCUCCUGCUCUGGGCAGUGACCCAGCUCACUCCUCUGCACCUGCUGCAGCUCCUGCCCCUUACCUGGACAGGGACCUGGGGGCUCGAGGGCUUGUUUGCUUUGGUUUUUCUUUUGAUUUUUGCUGGGGGGUUUUUGAUUUCCUGUGUUACAUGGAGAGUGCUGCAGUAUAUUGAAUUUAGUGCCUACUGGAUUUUAACAAUGUUGGCAUCAGUAUUGUAAGACCUCCUUUUACAUCAUGCAUUACUUUGGAAAUACGUGGAGUUUAAUUUCUAUUUCAAGCUGAUGUUCUCUCACGUGUUGCAUAUGAUGUUUGAGGUUAAACAGGAGGAGUCUUGGAGUCUCACCUGUUUCUGUGUUUGAGUGAUACCCUCGGAGGUCUCUGCAAAUACAAAUCCAUCCAUUUUUUUAUUAUUGUAUUUAGCUUUUUAGUUCCACGAGUUGUAAUCCUGGUACAACAGGAUACGGGUAGUUGGAAGACUAUACAUGAACUUAUUAUUUAAAGAAGUGGCCUGUCUUAAAAAAAAAAAAAAGAAACAAAAAACACUGCCUCUGCUUUUUUUUGUAUAGCUUUAAUAAAUCUCCAUCCUUUGAAGGGUAUAUAAUAUUGGUGCAGCAGUGACAAGCAGUGAUUGCUGUUUGUCUCUUUGUUUUUAUUGGAUUUUUUUUUUGUUUAUUUUCCUAAAGACAGGGCUUAUAUCUUCUAUGCCUAAAUAGAUAGGUUUUAUUUCAGCUUCUCUGUUUUCAGCAGAAAAAUCUGUACUUGGAUGGCACUGUAAAAGACAAAUCACCCUUGUAGAUCUUUUUAUUUUUCUGAAACCAGAAUGUCAAUGCAUUUGCAGGUCACCUGCAGAAUAUCCAUAGAUGCCUCGCUUACCAAUUUGUUUUCAUUAAUUUUAAGAGGAUUGCUGUAUUACCUCACUCUGCCACUAUCAGAUUCACAAGGUGACCAUUGCCCUUAAUAAACACCCAGAGAUUUCAUUGUGAACCAAAGCCUAGAACGUGUAUUAUGCAUUCUAAACAAAAACCAACCACCACGAUGGUAUCAGACCUUGCUGCAGCCUUUAACUGGAGAGAUGUCCAGGAACCCGCAAUAACUGCUGGAACAAACAAGGAACUGCUGUUUAUGUCUGUGGAGUAUUCUUGUGUUUUAAUGUUUACUAUUGUUUGGAGUGUAACAGUCUUGCAUUUGCACAUAAGCACGAGCUGCUGUGAUAGAGGAUAGAUCAUUGCAUUAACUUCAGCUUCUGCAUGAACACUUACAGUGUGAUUCAAGAUGUAUCCUAAACUUGUCUUGUAACUUGUGUGUUUUCUAGGUAAUCGGCUGUAAAGGUUUAGAUCUGAUUGUAUGAAUGCAUAAAACAACUGCUGCUUUUGUCACUGAUACUUGUUAUUUAUCCCUUCUAUAUCCAGAGGAAGAUGGGUAUUUUUAUAGGGAUGGAGUGUAUUUUUAAGAACUGUUCCAUCCUUUGGGGAUUAGACAGUUUUGCUUUGCAUAUUAUGUGCUUCUUGACAAAAGUGUGGUUUAUUGACUUUAAGGAUUCAAUUAGUGUGCAUUCAAAUCUUCAUGGUACUGACAGAAAACUUACUGUGACUUGCAGUGACUAGUCAGAUGCUACCUACUGAAACACAGUCAUCAGCUUUUUUACAUAUUUAUUAGGCAGAACUGAUGAAUUAGUUGGGUACUCAGAAGUUUGGAAAGACUAUUAUGCAUAAACUUAACUGUUGUAUGUAAACUUCCAUUCUCCUGUGAUGCUGUUAGGCUUUAUACAAAUAUAUUUGUAACAUCCAAGUAUUUAAAAGCAUCAUGAUUAUCUUAUUAAUUCUCUAAACUGUACUUUGGUCCUGGAGUGAAGUUGAGGAAGUGAUAUCCUCCUAACUUUCCGUGGGAAGGAAUGUGAAGUGCAAGAAGCCAUGCUGUUAUUAACCAAAUAAAUGAUCAGUUACAGUAUUCCAGUGUGUAUCUGGAGGUGGGAAAACAAAACAAACCAGAGUCCAUCCGUACUGCCCGAGCAGGUAACAAUGGUUGCUCUUUGAGUUGUGGUGGGUGCAGUUGCUUGAUGCCAGUGCUAAAUUGGUACAACUAUAAAGCCUCAUUUUCACUGAGCCUCUGCUUGCUUUUUUUCUGCACAAUCAUGUAAUCCUCUGUGUUUGGUCUUUGAGUACUACAUGUGUAUUUUUCAGACAAUUAGUUUUGAGCAAUAAAGUUUGAUAUUAUAAAAUGCACCAGUGUGAUCAGUAUUACCAUGGCUUAAGCAUAUCUAGAAAAAGGUACUUUUUUAUUCCUUGAGUCCUGUAGGUGUUUUUCAUAGAAAAUUAAAUUAGUGCAGGCUCUAACUUCUUGGUUAGGGAAGUACUUGAUCCCCUUCUUGGUAAGGAAUUGAAUGUUUAAAUGGUUAAACCCUUGGAAUUACAGUGUUUUCUUGAACUGGGAUUUGUAUUUUUACUUCAAUGAUGUCAAGGUUGGGAGUGUCUCAGCCCAAAGUGCUGCUUUUGGUACCUGCUGUCACUGGACAGGUGGGGUGUCAGCACAGCUGGGGGCUGUUGUUGGUCAGGCCACAUUAAAUGUGUAUCAGAAGUAUGUUUGGUAACUUGAGAUUUCAGAUGGUUUUUCCUUCUCCCAGUCAGUGCUCUGUCUGCUCUGGAGUGUGGAUCACAGUCUGUUCAUGGCAGCUGCUGAGAUCUGGAGAGUGACUCUGCCUGGAGAGCACCCCGGGCUGGGCUGGGACUCAGCCAGGUUUGUCUCUGCACACGGGAAGUGCAGCUGCAGGUGCUCAGUGGGGUCACUGUCCUGGUGUGUGUCUGUGCUGGGGGUUUGUCUCAAACACAAACUGCCUUUGUCUCCUGCUGCACAGGGCUACGACUAAAACAGCUGGGAAGAUACCUGAGGAAAGAUCCUUUGGAGCCCAGGGCAGAGGUUUGGGACAGAGCACCAGGGUCCAGAAGUAUUUCAGCUAUAACUCAAACACUGAAGGAGAUGAGGUUGUACUCCUUGUUUUCUCAUUCCUCAGUGAUCCCUGAAUUACACAGCUCUUCCAGAAAUACACUUUCUGUGAGGCCAAGGUUACGUUUUCAGAGCUCCUGCAGGAUCAGAACACUUCAGUGGGGCUACAGAAGUUCCUGGAGAUCACUGUGCCAGGGGAGGUACUUGACUGAAGGCACCCCCUGAGCAGCCUCACUGACACUGAGAGGAGGAGCCUCUUGACCAAAAAUGACAAGUGUCUUCCCUCUCCUGCCAUGGCCUGACUGGGGCAGUUUGCAGGGUGAGGGCCUGGCUCUGAGGUUUAGGACACUCACGCGUUGAUUGUCCCGUCCGUGCUGCUCCAGCCUGGUCAGACUGACUGUGGCUGAGGGGAGGGGGGCACUGAGGGUGGACUGAGUUCGUCACUUCCUAGGGAAGAGUCAGCAGUGAGAUGAUUUGUGGAAGGUUUAAGGUUGCUCCAUCUUCACUUGCCUGUUCUGACAGGCUGGCAGAGCCCAGGGGAGCAGUGGCAGUGCCACCCUCCGGCGUGCCUGGUGUUGGCUGGGGUGAGUAGCAGCUGUUCACUAAGGGUGGUGUGUCACACUCACGGGAAGGGGGGGUGGUGCAUUAAAAAUCAGCCCAGGUUUCAAGUAGUUGUAUCUGCACAGAGUUGUGGAAUACUUUAUUUAAAGCCACUUCAAAGAGGGAGACCACUAUGGGCAUGAGGAGAAAAGUAGAUUUUGGGCUUAAUAGUACCUAAUGCCCCACUUCUGGAAGUGUCCAAGGCCAGGUUGGAUGGGGCUCUGAGCAACCUGGUCUAGUGGAAGGUGUCCUUGCCCAUGGCAGGGGGCUUGGUAUGAGAUCAUCUUUAAGGUCCUUUCCAAAACAAACCAUUCUGUGGUUCUACAAUAAUGAAAUUUAAUUCAUGAGUAUGAUAAAAGAACUCAAAGCCUUGCACCUACUCUGCUGUACAGAGAUUUAUUCCCUGGAUGUUACAGACACGAUGUUAUGGACGCAGCUGGCAAGGCAGUGGUUUGUGCAGUGUCUCUGAGUCAGGGUGACUCUCCAUGGCCAGCAGCUGCCUGGCUCCCUGCUGUGUCCAAGGGGACCCCUCCCGCCGUGGGCUGAGCUGCUGAGCUGCCAUUGGGGUAUUGGACGCGCUCGAAGCAGAGCAGUAACUCACAGUGCCUGGUCUGGGGGAACAGAUCCACGGCCAUGGCUCGCACGGGGCGGAAGGAGGCUCCUUUCACCCUGUUGGACGGGGCCCGGCAGAGGCUGAACGGGAAAGGACAGAAAGGGGAGGAAGAAAUGAAUCCAUGUUUUAGUCUGCUCAUCACCACUGCUGUUCUUCUAAGAGCUCCCUCUCCCCAGCAAGCACUAUUUGUCUUCUUAAGAUUAAGUCAACCUAAUGCAAGAAACACUCACUCUACAAAGUUGUUCAUCGCGGCUCUGGGAUUGCAGGAGACAUAAAUGAGCUUCUUAAGAUGUUCAGCUCUUCUAAUGGCAAGAAUUACCUUGGAAUCUGGAUGAUCAAAACCAAGACAGCUGUUUAGUGGCUCUGUGUGCAGCAACAGACUGGCACAGAAAUUCCAGGAACAAACUGCUGCACUACCCCGCUGGUCCAGGCCGUUCCUGCAGCCUCCACCUCAUCUGUCCCGUUGGUGUUCCCUUGGGUUCCCCACCCAGCACCCCCGAGGAGAACAGCCCCAGCUGGGGAACUUACGCAGCCCUGCUCGUGGGGGAUCCACAAUAGUGACCAGGUUCUGAGGAGCCAAGACGUUCAUCAGGGAAGGGACAACAUCUUCUGCCUUCCCACAGUAAAAUUCAAUAUUGUUCAGUUCUGUAAGAACAAGAAGGGAUGUCAGAGUACUUACCAAAGCAUUUUCAGUACACUACAUUAGAUAUUAAGUUCUGAUGCCUUAGAAACUACAAAUUGCUUAGUCUACCAUGAAAUCAGUGAAAUUUAAACAAUCACUGUUAUUUCAGAUCAUUUAAACAACAGUAAUUUGAGCAUCUUCCAUUAUCUGGACUAAAGCAAAACCCCACAGCCAACAGCUACUAUUAAUGUUUUAUUUAGGAGGAUAACUGGUUUCAUUUCACUUCUACACCUGAAGAAGGAAAAAAAGCUAGCUUUUAGUCAAUGGGUGAAUUGAUCCUGUGGGUUAACAUGGUAUUUGUUUUCAAGAGAGAUUAAGUGUUUAAAAUGGACAAGAUCACUAUCAACAACAUGUAAUUCCAGGCUGCUCAGAUAAGGUAAAGAUCAACUGGCUGUACAACUACUGCUUAACAAACAGAGCACUUCAGCUCAACUCACCAUUGAUCUGGGCAUUGGCUUUGGCAUCCUGCACAGCUUCUUGGCACAGCUCAAUUCCAAUCACCUUCUUCACUUUCUACAGAAUGAAGGGGAAAAGCUCCCUCUGUGUAAGUUUAACCACUUUUCACAGCAUCAGCAAUUAACAGGAACUUUGCCCAGUACCUGGUCACGGAAUUAUUGCCUUGCAGGCAGAAAAAGGCUGAGAAGGGACUGUGCAAAUCCAUAGUGACUUUUUCAACUGAAAUUGUGGGAUGAACACCCUUUAUCCCAACCUGUAUGGGACAGACAGACUCCAGUUAUGCUGGUGUCUUUCUUUUUUGGGGGCCAGACUUCCUUACAUGCUCUAGCAAACUCCACUCUACCCAGAUGUAAGAAAUGUUGGUUAUUCAUAUCUAGAGCUUGCUGAGGAAGUCCAGACUGAAUUAGUUUCAAAAUAAUUCAGGCUGCUCAACACGACGGUGAGCUUCCAUAAUGACUUGGUAAAACAGCUGCAGGCAGUUUAAUGAGGCAUUGUUUGAAAAAAAUUAAGAUCCAGUGUGCUGCAUUCCAAAUGUAUCAAGUAUUUUCUUUCAUUGUAACCACCCUUUCAAUGAGCUAAGAAAGGCAGUUAGCCCAGCUUGUCCCCAGGAGGAGCAGGGGCUCACCUUGGCCAGGGAGAUGCCGAUGGUUCCUGUGCCACAGCAGAUGUCCAGCACGGUGCUGUCAGGGCUCAGCUGGGCCCAGUCCCCGAUGGCCGCGUACAGAACCUCUGCAGCCGCCGUGUUCACCUG
Pseudopipra pipra is the source of this 10832-nucleotide messenger RNA. It is a transcript of the gene DGCR8, whose product is annotated as DGCR8 microprocessor complex subunit. The record is from RefSeq and is a predicted model, not a curated record. The transcript is spliced from 14 exons. Gene Ontology annotation, biological process: primary miRNA processing. Gene Ontology annotation, molecular function: identical protein binding; primary miRNA binding; heme binding. Lineage: Eukaryota; Metazoa; Chordata; Aves; Passeriformes; Pipridae. Gene Ontology annotation, cellular component: microprocessor complex. The coding region runs from base 415 to 2742 and encodes 775 amino acids.